Mycena indigotica is the source of this 2880-nucleotide messenger RNA. RefSeq lists its product as uncharacterized. Gene Ontology annotation, molecular function: transmembrane transporter activity; GPI mannosyltransferase activity; alpha-1,4-mannosyltransferase activity. The record is from RefSeq and is a predicted model, not a curated record. Gene Ontology annotation, biological process: transmembrane transport; GPI anchor biosynthetic process. Bases 1 to 2880 code for a protein of 959 amino acids. Lineage: Eukaryota; Fungi; Basidiomycota; Agaricomycetes; Agaricales; Mycenaceae. The transcript has 19 exons. Gene Ontology annotation, cellular component: membrane; glycosylphosphatidylinositol-mannosyltransferase I complex.
AUGGGAUCCAUGUCUUUAUCAGACAACGACUAUGAGGCGUUGCGAUCCCCCGAUUCCUUAACCUCAACACAGCGGCGCACUAAAUGGGCGCUAAUAUUCAGCCUCGCCCUGGCGUCGUAUAUCUAUUCACUCGACAGCACAACAACUUACACUUACCUCUCAUACGCUACCUCGGAAUUCGGACAUCAUAAUCUAUUAGGGUCAAUACAAGUCGCGCAGGGAAUAAUCAUCGCGGUCGGGAAGCCUGUAAUUGCAAAGACUGCCGACGUUGGAUCGCGGGGGACCGCAUAUUGUUUAGUUUUGUUGUUUUAUGUUCUCGGUUAUGCUGCUAUCGCCACCGCACGGAAUAUAGAGACUGUGACUGGGGGAAUUCUCGUCUAUGCAAUCGGUUUCACGGGACUGCAACUAUUAACUCAAGUCGUCAUCGCGGACGUUACUACUCUCAAAUGGCGGGGGUUCUUCGUCUCCCUCAGCUCACUCCCCUUCUUAAUAAAUGGAAUCAUUGGGUCGAACAUAUCAGCAGCAAUAAUCGAACGUGCAGGGUGGCGAUGGGGGUACGGAAUGUUCAUCAUUGUGAUACCGCUGGGGCUUGUGCCUCUCAUUUACACAUUACAUACCACCGAGCAUGACACCCGGAGACGAGCAGCUCCAGCAAAGAAUUCUCUCUCGCAGAGAUUGCUCGAUCUUGCCGAUGAACUGGAUGUUAUUGGGCUUAUCCUUAUCGGUCUAUCGACCUCUUUAAUUCUGCUGCCGCUCUCAAUCGCGCAACAUACGGCUCAUGGAAUCAAAGGUGGCUGGGCACCCUUCUUGUUCCUGUUGGGAAUACUAUUCAUUCCGGUCUUUGCUUGGUGGGAUUUUAAGCAUGCGAAGUCGCCUGUGAUCCCAUUUCGUUUCGUUGUUAAUCGAAGUGUUGUCGGUUCCUCUUUGAUAGGCGCUCUCGAUUUUAUGGCAUUUUACCUCACGUUCACAUAUCUUUAUUCUUUCGUCAUUGUCGUCAAAGAUUGGAAACUUGUCAAUGCGACCUACUUUACCCAGAUUCAGAGCUUGACAAUGACUGCAUGCAGUUUCCUCACUGGGAUCUACAUGCACCGCUACCGGCGGUAUAAGUCUCUCCUUGUCAGUGGCUUGAUUGUGCGGCUGCUAGGUGUUCUUCUCAUGCUUCGCGCCCGUGGAACCAGUGGAUCAACCUUGGGGCUCAUUGCGACCCAGAUAUUGCAAGGAGUAGGAGGAGGAAUUGCUUCGUUAGCAACUCAUGUCAGCGCCCAAGCAUCCGUCACUCCAAGUGAUGUUGCGAUGUGUACUGCAGUUGUGCUACUCGUGACAGAGUUUGGAGCGGCCGGUGGUGGUGCGAUUGCGGGUGGAAUCUGGAGUAAACAGAUGCCAGAACGCCUUGCCCACUACCUACCGUCUCUCCCACAAGCCGAACGGGACGCGCUCUUUGGCUCUAUCAUCGAGGCAGCGGCUCGGCCAUUAGGCGAUCCUGUUCGCGAAGGCGUGAUUUAUGCUUACAGCGACACCAUGAAAUCCAUGGUCCUUGCCGCUUUCUUCGUGAGCGUAUUACCUGUGCUAAUCUCACUUUGUAUGCCGGAUUGGUACCUCGGGGAGCAACGUAGCGCCGUUGUGGUCAUUUACGUAAUCUAUCUGAUGCCCACUCUUUCCUUCCACCAUGUCCUGAUUCCUGCGGUCCUCAUUCGUGUUGCUCUCAUUAUCUAUAGCGAGUGGAUCGACAACUCGGAUUCAGUCGUAAAAUAUACCGACAUCGACUACCGGGUGUUUAGUGACGCGGCCCGUUUUCUUUUGCGCGGAAACGAUGCACAAGGAACAUUCAAACUCGGUGUGGGCGAUCCCUAUAACCGAGAGACUUACCGGUAUACACCGCUGCUUGCGCUGUUAUUGACGCCGAAUGAAUGGCUUCAUCCUUCAUUUGGCAAAUACUUGUUCGCGACAUGCGACAUCUUUGGCGGCUUGCUAAUAUACGAUCUUCUGGCUACCUGCAUUCAACCCCUAUCAUCACCACCGACUGCCACUUUGUUCAGCGCGUUACAUCUACUCAACCCGCUUGUAUUUGCUAUUUCGACGCGGGGGUCGUCGGAAGCGGUUCUCUCUCUAUUUGUACUCUUCACGUUACAUUCGGCGCUCAAAGGAAGAUGGAAUGCUGCCGCCAUUGCGUUGGGUGUCAGCGUUCACUGGAAAAUAUAUCCAGUAAUCUAUGGGGUAGCUUGUUUGGGUGUCGUUGGCGGUUCGAGUUUGCUAAGCUGGCGAGCAGUGCGGUUUACCGUCCUCAGCGCAUCCACUUUCUUUGCGCUAGGCCUGGCAUGCUACUCUGUCUGGGGAUACCCUUUCCUUUACGAGUCGUACUUCUACCACUUGCACCGGCUUGACCAUCGGCACAACUUCUCGCCCUAUUUCUACCUUAUCUACUUGACCUAUCCGGCGUUUGGCCAGUCUACUGCGACCAAUGUGUCAUUCUGGAGUCGUGUUCUUCAGUCGCCAUUAACCAGUUUUGUGCCCCAAAUGUCCCUGGCAUUAGGGGCGGGCCUGGUUUUCGGACGGCGAAGAGAUGACCUCCCGUUCGCCUGGUUCGUUCAGACCACGGUAUUUGUCAUCUUCAAUAAAGUGUGCACAUCGCAGUACUUUUUGUGGUACCUGCUUCUGCUCCCGUUGCUACUCCCGCGGCUUCAACUAUCGCGUGGCAAAGUUGUUGCCUAUCUCGCAGUCUGGGUUGGAACACAGGCGUUAUGGUUGAGCGAGGCGUAUAAGCUUGAGUUUCUUGGGGGAAACGUAUUCUUUGGGGUGUGGGUCAGAGGACUCGUGUAUGUCGCUGGAAAUUGUUGGGUGCUGGCGGGCAUCAUGGACGGAUACAAACAAGUACUUUAUUGA